CCGGGUAAUUUGGAUUUUGGAGGUCCAAAAGCCAAAGUACAAAACAAAAACACCAAUGGCUCGGCUCACAUGGCCUCGUCGCCCUAACAAUAUAGGGUGCUAAUGUGCUAUAAUAGUAGCCCAGCUAGCUUCGCUUCCCAUCAUUUAUAUCCCCUCCUCCUCUUCUUCCUCAUCAUUCACACUUCACGCCCUUAAUUCCUUCUUCGUCUUCAUCUUCGUCUUCACUGUUAUUUGAAUUGUGCUGUAAAAUACCGUGUUGGAUUCUGAGAAUGGUGAGUUCAUUGGAUAGCGGGUGUUCGAACAUGAGGUCGAGAAGGAGGCGGCCGAGUGCGGUGGGGGGAAGACGACUUCGUGUUGGCGGUGGAGGGAGGACGUCGAGGACUGUGAGAGUGAAGGUGAAGAAGCUGCAAAUGCUGAUUCCGGGAGGGAGAGGGUUGGAGGCGGAGAGGCUGUUUCGCCACACGGCGGAUUACAUAAUGUAUUUGAGGUUGCAAGUCGAUGUUUUGCAAGCGCUUUCCAAGAUUUACAAGCUGUGAGAUAGUGUUAAUCACCAUGCGCCUAUUAGUCUCCAAUCUUAUUUUCAUGUAAUGUUUAUUUUUUAUUUUUCGAUCUCCUGCUAUAUAUAUGGAGCUAAUAUAUGAUAUGUAAGGUCGAUCGCUGUUAAAUUAAAUCCCACUGGUAAUGUUCAUCAA
This is a messenger RNA of Rosa rugosa (rugosa rose), 692 nucleotides long. RefSeq names its product transcription factor IBH1-like. The record is from RefSeq and is a predicted model, not a curated record. NCBI's taxonomy places the organism in Eukaryota, Viridiplantae, Streptophyta, Magnoliopsida, Rosales, Rosaceae. Bases 270 to 536 code for a protein of 88 amino acids. The transcript has a single exon. Gene Ontology annotation, biological process: regulation of DNA-templated transcription.